UAAAACACUUGUUACUUCUUUCCUCCCCGAUUUCAUAUCUGUUUGCCACAGUUAGGUACCAGGUAGCUAACUGUAUUCGUGAAGAUGGCGCAAAUAGAUCUGAAGGUGGUUUUUAUUGAUUGCGAUGUGCAUUUGCUCGAUUUUGUGUGCCGACACGCGCGCACAAGAGUCGGAGGUGACAACAGCGGGGGAGGAAGCCGGGAACGGCCGCGCGCCUGGCGUCCACUGCUCCUGCAGCUGCGCCCUGCCCGCGCCGGCCGAUCGACAAACCUGCGACAGCGUCGGCCGCAUGCAGUCGGACCUGGACGCGCUGCUGGCAUGGAAGGGCACCGCUACCAACCUCCUGCAUCACCUCAAGAACUCCUUACAGAGAGUCAGCGAGCGUCUAGAAGGCGUCUCCGGGACGGGGAGCUCAACAGAUACCACAGAGCUCAAAGUCCUCGCGUACAACUUGACCACUGGUCUUUCCAACAAGUUGAGCCGACAGUUGGAAGAGGCGACGGAGAGGAUAAUUUGGGAAGUUAAAGGGCCAUAUCCACUUGGCGUGGAGUCCGGUGCGAUCCCUGACGCCCAGAUGACAGCUUCCUCGGAGUACAACGGUGAUCAAGGACCGAGGAGAGGCCGUCUGUACACCGUGGCGGAUGGAGGAGGUAUCGGCACAUGGUGCGUGAAAACGAACGACGGUAACCAGUGGCUUCAGGUUGACCUAGGAAAGCUGGCUGAGGUGUGGGGCGUGGUGACACAAGGCCGGUUCCGUGACUAUAAACAGUGGGUGACAACUUACAAACUGAGCUUUAGCACAGACGGCAACACGUGGCGGCCUUACAGAGACAGCUCUGGGCGACAAAAGGUCCUGCAGGUAACAGCGACGGGGACACACCACUACGCCACCUACUGGCCGAGCCCGUCACUGCACGCUAUGUCCGCUUCCUGGUCGUGACCUGGAACAACUACAUUUGCAUGCGUGUGGAAGUACUGGGCAGGUUUGUGUAAGAGCCGCAACAAGAGGACCUGAAGUGAGGCUAGCACCAACUGGCACUGGCGGUCACCAGACACACAAAAAUAUCUAAAUUGGCCAUGGCCAAAUAGCCCACAUAAUUGGUCUGAAGAGUAAGUCGACCUUCUUUGACAAGCUUACCCUUCUGCUCCUAGCAAAUGUUUCACCUAAUUUUCAUCAAUAUGCAACAGAGGGGUUUGAUGGAGAGUUAUUAGUUAGGGAGAAGACGACUUCCAGUGUCUACAGUAAAUUUCUUUUUACUUUAGUUUUAUUUACUUUACUGUCUUAAAUUUUGUUCUAUUUAGUUAAAGGCACCCAAGCGAUUUCAGCGCAGUAAUAUAUAUCAUCGCUAACUGUGUCAUCAGUGUGACUUUAGAUCAGCGCCCGAUUGUGCAGAGAUUUGACAUUUGAUAGCAUAAAGCUGGUACCGGUACGUAGGUACUUCAGCACUCAUUAAAGUGUACCAAGGCCCGCGGCAUGUUGGGAUUCCACUAAGAAGGUUUCUGUACCCGUCGAGAUAGGAUUUUCAUACUACACAAGAUGAAAAGCAGGCGCAAAUGGAAUGUUUUUGUUUUCUGUGAGCUACAUGUAGGCUUCGAAAUAUCGUUAUAGCUAUAUCGUCUUACAGUUGAAUAAAGUUGAAGUUCU
Messenger RNA from Branchiostoma belcheri (Belcher's lancelet), 1645 nucleotides. RefSeq names its product adipocyte enhancer-binding protein 1-like. Lineage: Eukaryota; Metazoa; Chordata; Leptocardii; Amphioxiformes; Branchiostomatidae. Bases 125 to 940 code for a protein of 271 amino acids. The transcript is spliced from 5 exons. The record is from RefSeq and is a predicted model, not a curated record.